This is a messenger RNA of Yamadazyma tenuis ATCC 10573, 2622 nucleotides long. NCBI's taxonomy places the organism in Eukaryota, Fungi, Ascomycota, Pichiomycetes, Serinales, Debaryomycetaceae. The record is from RefSeq and is a predicted model, not a curated record.
ACUUGCGAUACCUAUGAUCAGAAUCCCAGCUCUAAGUAGAAGAGGUAUUAUACGCUCUGCUCGACAAGUGAGCCGUGUGUACGCCCUUCCUGCAUUUAGAUCUUUCCACUUCACCAACGUCUUAAAGCUAACAGAGCCAAUCCGUGCUAUUGACAACAGUGAUAAUACUCCUUGGUAUUUAAGAGAAGAACAGAAUAUCUCCACCAAACCCGCUGAUAGGCCGCCCAUCCCUUACGUUCCAGAGUCUGCUCCUAGUACGGUUACGGAAUUUCUCCGUCUCUUGGCCGAAGAAUACGGUCUUCAAGAGAUUCAACUAUUUGACCUAAACACAUUAGAUGCAAGCCAUCCUCAAAGUGUGGAAAACCAGCCCUUUGACUACAUAAUAAUCUGCACCGGAAAGUCCGAAAGACACAUAUACAAAGCGGGACAGGAGCUCAAGCACUAUAUCAAACAUAAUUUCCAAAAACAGGUCAAAGUCAACGGUUUGGUAUCAGCAGCUCCCAACGCUGUAGCAAGAAGACGGAUGUUGAAGAGGGCUAACAAGGCUCCUCUUGCAACCGAUAAUGACUAUGGAAAAACGGCGAACUCGUGGGUUAUGUGUGAGACGAGUGUAGAUAACAUUUGUAUUCAUGUUCUCACCAAAGAUAGGAGAGCUGAAUUGGACUUGGAGUCUUUGUGGGUGGAGGAGAAGGCACCAGAACCGGUGGAGAAACAGGAAGAGAGUGUGGCUAUCAAGAACGUUUCCGAUAUACCUGAGUUCUUUCUUACCAGAAGAAAAUUACACACCUCUACGAGGUACAUCAACCAUGAGUUGGCUACAUGCCUUACUAACCUUAUGGAAGAAGAAGUUGACAGCUUAAAUUCCCAGAAACUAAACCAGUAUAUCACCGAGUUUGAGGCCAGCUUUGUCAAUCCUAACGUUGAAGACCACAAGUUCCGGUCCAUCUUCUACAGCAUAUUACAUUUCAUAGACCAUAGUGUGGUGAGCUUGGAAAAGGUAACAGAAGUUAUGCUUGACAAAUAUGCUGAUUUAGCCAUUGCUAUAGAUGAGUCGGUGAACAUGAAGCACGAAAGAUCCAGUGAUGUCACCACUUAUAUGAAAGUUCUUAUCGACUCUCCUCAAUUACAGGCCAGUCUUGAACCUAAACCAAGAUCCGACAAGGCUUUCGAUAUGUUGGCCCAGUUUUCCAUGAAUGUCUACCGGUUUUCAGGAGAAACUAUCGAUCCUGAAGCCAAUCCUGAGUUCAUCCCACUUUUGUGGAAGCUAGCAUUCACAUCCACAAACAACGGAGAAUUGGACCUUGGCCCUUCAGUCAUAGACGAAACUCUCUACGACAACAAAGACUACUAUCAUCAGAAGUUCUCCACGUCUGUACAAGCAGAAAAUCGUACAAGAGAUAUGAUGGAGGUAUUGAACUUCUACUUGGGACUCAAGUCUGACAGCCGUUCAUUUAGCAGGUCUUUCAAGGAGUUGCAGUUGUUUUCUCUCGGUAACUCUGGCCGCUGGGAUGAGUUCUGGAACCACUGGGAUGUCUCCAUGAGUCUUUUGGACGAUAAAAAAGACAUUCAGAGAUGGGCCAGACUUAUAGUAUAUUUGGCUCUUAGAAACGAUGUGAGGGCCAACAAAAUUUUUGUCCAAGAGUAUUGGAGCGGCACUCACAAAAUGUCAGGGUCAUUUAUGGAGCAGUUUCAAGCCAGGUCAGGUGACUUGAAGGAGUCGGAGACUCACCAUUUGAAAGUAUCGUUGGGUUUAAUCCUAGAGUCCCAGCACAAAAUAUUGCCCGAUUCGGCCCUCGAUGAGAUACGAACUUUCGCGAGUACUUUGUAAAUAGAACAGGCGCGUUCAUAUAUUCAAUACCAUGAAAACAUGUCUAUAGAUCAAAAUCUAACACAGGUGAAAAAGAAGAUCAAGGACUGGGAGCACGACUUCGUCAAAGUACACUCCAGACCACCUUCGAAGACUGACGUUAAAGAAGAUGCCCACAUCCUGAAAUUGUAUAAGUUAUACCGGGCCCUCAAAUUGAAGCAGCAAAAAUUACCAGACAAGCCACAGCAAAUACCGCCCAAGCCGGCUACGGACGUCGACAUUGACAACUUGAAGGGUCUUUCCGAUGAUGAGAAAGAAUUGGACGGUCCUCAGGAGGUGUCGGCGUUCUACAACAAUUCUGAGUUGGGGCCCACUCCACAAGCAGGAGGUAAAGUGUUAUCGAUAUUUGAUAUCAGAAUGACGCCCCCAGAGCCGUCUCCGUCGAAGAGGAAGGUGCCUCUAGUGCCCCAUAAUGGCCCGUCUGAAGAUUUGGAGUUUAAGACACCCACCAAGCCCAAACUCAUCACCCAAGUCACGCCAUUGAGGUCAGCAUCCAAGUCAUCAUCCUUUAUGCACCGAAUUGCCAUGGCUAGUCUGAGCAGCCCCACUAAGACGCCCAUGCGAACACCAGUGUCAAUGGGUCUCGGGGCGUUGGCAGCGGACACUCCACAGUAUCUCAAACGAAAUAUCCUGAAGUUUGAGUUGUCUCAAACCGACAAAUCUCCAUUUCUUUCCCAGCCAUCGUCGCCGGUUAAUACCAGGUCUCCUUCAACCCCCACCUCCAAGUCGACGAUUAAUUUUCUGGUUUCUCCGUC